Molecule: messenger RNA, 759 nt
Organism: Auanema sp. JU1783
Lineage: Eukaryota; Metazoa; Nematoda; Chromadorea; Rhabditida; Rhabditidae
Source: the annotation of a GenBank genome assembly
AUGUCUCACCACGAAGAACCGUUCCUCACUGGAUUUGACAGGAUUGGAAAGAAUUGGACAGAUGAUCAGUACGCAUGGCGUCGUGGUCCAUCCAAGCAGCUUCUCCAAAUAAAGCCUGAUUACUCAAUGAAAAUCCAGAAGAAGUGUGAAUUGAAAUAUGGAAAUGUCCCGGAUGCCUUAAUUGGAAAACAAAAGAGCGCACCGAAGAGCAUUGAAAAUAUGAGUACUGAAGAUGGUUUCUCAGCCACUGAUUGUUCAUUUGACUCAUGUGAAAUCAGCUUAGCUUCGGAUCAGAGUGUCAGCCCACAGAUGAGUCGUGAGAACAUCCCAAGUAUUUUCAAAGUCAACACUCAAGCUGUUCCUACUUCUUUGAACUCUUCCUCCUGUGGAUUCCGAACAUACUUGAAAGGACAACCUCGUAAAAAGUUCUGUUUCUACUGCUUUGAUAUGGAAUUCCGUAACUGCAUCCUGAGACAUGAAGCGUUACCUUCGGCCAAUCAACCUGGCAUCUGGAAGACACACACGACUUACAAUUCCAAAGGUCUUCUCAGUUGCCCUUUGUUGCAUUUCUUCCAACGUGCUCCUACUGAUUUCAAUGUCAGAAACUAUGAUCCAACCGAUCUGACUUGUUCACAGUAUGCAGCCUACUUCCAUACCGUACCUGAUAAGUCGACUGCUUUCCCAAACAAUUGUUGUCGCUCAUAUGAACGUCGUGAAGGCCGAAAUAGAUGGAUGAAAAUGACAAACUAUCGUGACUAG